Molecule: messenger RNA, 1020 nt
Organism: Endocarpon pusillum Z07020
Lineage: Eukaryota; Fungi; Ascomycota; Eurotiomycetes; Verrucariales; Verrucariaceae
Exons: 1
Coding region: 1-1020 (339 amino acids)
Source: RefSeq, a predicted model, not a curated record
AUGCCCCCAAUUAAAGAGGUCGAAGAAGUUGAAAAAGUCAACAAAGUCAAAGAAAUCAAGGAAUUUAACGCAUCUGGCGCGCUUCUCUCAGGCGAAGAGCCUCUUACGGAUUCAGCGCCCUCUUCGAAAUCAAGUAAGGAGCUGCCCACAUCAAACUCUGCGUCAGAAUCAACUCCUGCGCCUGUUUCGAAUCCUGUACCUGUUCUGGAUCCUACGCCUACUUCAAAUUUGGCGUUUCCUGCUGAAUCUACGCCUUCCGCGUCAAAGCCUGUGGCUAAUUUCGUUAUUCAAGUCCGCAAGGAUAGCACUAUUCCACCUCAUUCUAUCAGCCAGGUCGCUCUCCGCCUUCAUUAUUCUGGUAAAGCUGACCUAACCCUUACGUCUACCUAUCCAGGAGUGCCAAAUAGAGUCAUUUCAGCUACUCAAAAGGCCAUUAUGUACGCAAAUCAGGACUCUACUCCACGGACUCUGAGGCGCAGCACGAUACUCGGCACAGCGUCCUUAAUCCGCGCCAGCAGUUUCGCGACCUUGGAUUCUGCUCCUGCUUCUGUUUCUGCUCUUGCUCCUGCUUGUGUGCCUGCUUCUGCUACUGCGCCUACAUCUGCUUCUGCUGCGGCAUUUGCUCAGGACUCUGCAGCCUCUUCGAAGUCAGAUACAGAGCUGCCUGCGCCAAGUCCUGCAACACUAUCGAAUCCGGCGUCGCCCUCUUUAGAGUCGAAUGCGGAGCUGCCUAUCUCGAAUGCUGAGUCUGUUCUGAACCCCAUGCCAGCUUCGAACUCCGCGCCUGCUUCGAAUUCUGUGCCUGCUUCGAAUUCCGUGCCUGCUUCGAAUUUUGUGCCUGCUUCGAAUUCCGUGCCUGCUUCGAAUUCCGUGCCUGCUUCAAAUUCCGUGCCUGCUUCGAAUUCUGCGCCCUCUUCCAUACCGAAUACAGAGCUGCCUGCGCCUUCAAAGCAUGCUACGCCCUCGAAUUCUGCGCUUCUGAAUCUUCCUCUAACGCUAAUUCAUAUCAGCAAGCACUAA